Oncorhynchus kisutch (coho salmon) is the source of this 4891-nucleotide messenger RNA. RefSeq names its product FERM domain-containing protein 4B-like. Gene Ontology annotation, biological process: establishment of epithelial cell polarity. The transcript is spliced from 22 exons. Lineage: Eukaryota; Metazoa; Chordata; Actinopteri; Salmoniformes; Salmonidae. The record is from RefSeq and is a predicted model, not a curated record. The coding region runs from base 219 to 3113 and encodes 964 amino acids. Gene Ontology annotation, cellular component: bicellular tight junction; cytoskeleton; adherens junction.
UGAAGGCGUGGUGAGCGUGGAAGAAAGCAAGCGUGCACGAGUAGCCCUACGAGAGAAGGCUACUAAUAGUUGACAGCGAUACAGUUCACUGACUCUCUCCUCCUUUUGCUGAAAACGUAACAGGGAUGCAUUGAAUGCGUUUCCAAUAUGCUGGGGGAGACCUAUGUUAGGUUCAAGAAACCAACUAGCUGAAAUAAAAGGAAACGCCCAAAACGAAGAUGACGGAGGGGAGACUCUGCCAGGUUCAUCUCCUUGACGACAGGAAACUUGAUCUGCUGGUUCAGCCCAAGCUGUUGUCCCGUGAACUGCUAGAUCUGGUGUCCUCCCAUUUUAACCUCAAAGAGAAGGAAUACUUCGGCCUAACAUUUGUUGAUGACAGUGGCCAGUGUAAAUACUUGCAGUUGGACCGAAGAGUUCUAGAACAUGACUUUUCUAAGAGGGCUACUGGGCCUAUUGCCCUCAACUUCCUGGUCAGGUUUUACAUCGAGAGUAUAACACUGCUGAAAGACAACACAACGGUGGAAUUAUUCUUCCUAAAUGCAAAAGUUGCCGUCUACAAUGGCGAUAUAGAGGUGGAAAGUGAGAAUGUAUUCAAAUUAGCAGCAAACGCCUUGCAGGAAGCAAAGGGGAAUUACUCAAGUGAUGAAACCACCAGAAUGGAUCUGAAGAAGCUCCCAACUCUUCCCAACAAGGUGCUAAAGGAGCACCCAUCACUUACAUACUGUGAGGAUCGAGUGAUAGAGCACUACAAACAGCUGAAAGGAGUCUCCCGCGGACAUGCCAUGGUGCAGUAUUUGACUCUAGUGGAAUCCUUACCCACGUAUGGUGUUCAUUAUUAUGAAGUAAAGGACAAGCAAGGAAUCCCAUGGUGGCUUGGGAUCAGCUACAAAGGAAUUGGCCAAUAUGAUUUGCAGGACAAAUUGAAACCAAGGAAGCUGUAUCAGUGGAAGCAACUGGAGAACUUGUAUUUUCGGGAGAAGAAAUUUGCUGUUGAGGUGAAUGACCCUCACAGGCGGGCAGUGACCAAGCGUACAUUCGGCCAGACCGGCUUGGUUAUCCACACAUGGUACGCCAGCCAUUCACUGAUCAAAACCAUCUGGGUCAUGGCCAUCAGUCAGCACCAGUUUUACUUGGACAGGAAGCAAAGCAAGGGUAAAAUAACUGCAGCGAAAAGUUUGGGUGAUAUUGCCGUCGAUCUAACAGAGCAUGGAGGAGGAACCAAGAUAACCAGACUAGGAGAUAACCUAAAGCACAACCUCAUUAUGGCUAGCACUGGUAGCCUGGCGUCAACAGGGUCUGCCGAUUCAGCGGUGGACGAAGUGCAGAGAAAGGAGAAGAUCUCUGAGCUAAAGAAGAAGGAACAAGAGAUCCAAGACAUCUUGACCCAGAAAACAAAGGAGCUGAAGAAAAUCUGCUUGCUGGAGGCGGAGCUCACGGGCAAACUGCCAAAAGAGUAUCCCUUGUUUGCAGGCGAGAGACCUCCUCAUGUCAGACGACGCGUUGGAACGACCUUCAAACUGGAUGACCUCUUCCCAUACAACGAGGACCCUUAUCUGAGGAACCUGGAGAGCAUGUUUGCUCUGCAGCAGAAGAUCGUAGAAGCAGCUAAGAAGCUGACCUCAGAGGCAGAGCUCUGUAAGACUGUGAAGAGGAAGAGGAGGAGGAACUGUCAGGACGCCAUGAGGAAACUGCAGCAGGUUGAAGACGAGAUGAACCAGUACAGAAUCAAGAAAGGCAAGAAGCCUACCCAAAGAGCCUCUGUGAUUAUCACAGAUGAAUUUAUCCGUUUAGAGACCAGCUCCCAGUCAGAUAGUCAGAUUCUGGAUGAUGAUGACUCUGAUGGUGCUCAUAGGCCCCGGUCACGGUCUGUCCAGUGCUCCCCUCAGCUCAGCCCCGCGCACUCCCUAGAUCACCACAACAACAAGAGUCUCAACAGGUUAGCGUUUGACGGCCAGGAUGCUUCACACCACUACCACCCCAGAGAGGUGUCAUCUGCACACAGCAGCCCCUACAAAACCUUACCCAGACCUUCACGGGAUGCACGCAGCAUGCCCUCCACCCCCGUUAUGACCCGCAACGCCUACAGCAGCAGCCAGCUCAGGUCGGAUGGGAACUCUCAGUCCUUCAGGCACCGCAGUGGGAGUCUGGAGUCACAGCAACGGCUAUUAAAGGAUACUGACUCAGAGAAGCCAGUGUUUACCCAGUCCCCUGCCCGCAGGAACAACAGCACAGAAGCCCUGGAGGACUGCUCCUCCUACACCAGCCAGUCCAGCUUGGACUACGCAGGCAACCCCCACUACUGCACCCUGGACUCUCGGACCCGCAACCAUCAGCUGCACAGGAGGGUGGAGGUCUACGGUAAUACAGGCAGUAUGCCCAAUUUGGUCCAGAACCAUAUCGGCUUUAGUGAUACUUACGAGCCCCAGGCACACUACGCGCCAACUGCUUACUACGUGGCAGGCUACCCCUGUCCAGACAUGGAGCCCUACUCCAACGGUGCUUACGUCUAUGAGAACGAGAUUGAGGGCCACUACAAUGUCAACCCCUCCUACCAAGUACACAAUUACGGACACGAGCGAUACAGGACCUACAGUAGUGAUCGGGCGGACAGCCUUGCUCAGAACCCCUACGCUACCAUGAGAUUGCCCCGGACCAGACAUGGGCCCCGCAAUGAGCCCUUACAGAAGAACAUGCAGAAGGCCAUGGUGGCUGAGCACCUGAGAGGCUGGUACCACCGCAGCGGGGGCCACAUAGAGGCAGGUAGAGGUCUGGCUGGGUAUGACUACGAUAACGGCUCUCAGCUCAGCCUUGGAUACCAGACCAUGCCAGCCCCCUUCAGCCACUCCAGCCGAACCACCUCCUACUCCUCAGUUUCCUCAUCCACCAGCACAGGAAACUGGCGCAGCCAGCUAACUGUGGGUCUAACAGACAAUGAUAACAUGGCAGAGUCACCACAGCACCAUCACCCAGGAGCCCAUGGCACCUACAACCAGAGCCCCACCCAUAUCAGAUUUCCCCCAGAAUGCAAUGUGUUGAAGAGGUCUGAUACGAUGCCGGUAGAUUCAGUAAAGAUGUUUGGUGCUGUGGCCAAUAGCGCUGAGGAAGACCAUUAGGCAGUCAUUCAAACACAGAAGGGUGAGAUGCAAAUAGGCUGUGGUAGUGCUAAUCCAUUUCCAUCAGUGCCACUGUUUUCAGUUUCCAUCUGCGUCUCAUCAUUUGCCAUAUUGAUCAAUAUAGUGUAGCUCAUUUAGUGCCGUGAAAAUCAAGGUGAAAUCAAUAUGUAGACCAUCCAUUAAAUGUACAGCCAGAGCAGUGGUAACACAUUCUGCCAAGGCCCAAUCCAGAUACUUCUAGCUCAUGGAUGACCAUGCCUUACCCGCUCAAUCAAAGAUUUUGCCAAAUUAUCUUGGUCUAUUAGCAGGCUCACAAAUUCAGUAUGGCUGCAUCCCGCUGGGAAAAACGGAUUGAAUCAACGUUCUUUCCAUGUCAUUUCAACAAAAUAAUUAAAUGUGAUGAUGUUGAAUCAUCAUGGAAAACUGAUUGGAUUUUCAAAAUGUCAUCAAUGUAAGGGAAUUUAGCAUUUUUAACCCAACUUUGAACCUAAAUCCAAUGUCAUGAUGAAAUGGUUUGUUGAUUUCACAUUGAAUUCACAUUAGUGGACAACUCAACCAUUUAAAUCAAAACUAGACGUUGAACUGACGACGUCUGUGCCCAGUGAAAUGUGAAGCAAAUGGUACAUUACAUCCUGUAGCUAGAAACCCCACUUUCACAUUGUCUACCUUCACAUGCACAGUUUACACACCACAUCCUGCACAUACUGUACCUCAUAGCACCAGUAGUAGAAUGUACCUACUUUCGCUUGCCUCUCAUUAGUGUAAAUUGUGAUCCAUAUUAAGUGGAAAGUUCUAAUUUCACAUUUGACAUUCCUUAUAUUAUUGCAUGGCAUGCUUGACAAGACAGUAGGUCAUUUGCUUUUGUUAAACAUCCUUCUUUCUAAUAACAUAUUUUUUCAUGGUGUUUAUCCCUGGUUUGUUCUGUUCCAUUUCCAUGCCUGUACAGUAGAUUAUAAUCUCAGCUGUUGCAGCAUGCAGGGGGUUUCAUGCAGUAAUAUGCUAUCCUAAAGUAUGGGAGUCUUUUAUAUUGACCUUGACUCUUACAGGAGACUAUUCAUGGAUGGAAAUUACAUGAGCAUCCACUGAAGGUAAGAGGACUGGAAUGAAAUCUGUCACAAUGACCCUGACACUGGAAGCACAGACCUCUGGAUGGAUGCCAACUAACCAAUCUGUAUACAUACUAUGAAGCUUGAGAAUGACUCUCCCAUGUGCCUUGGAUUGGAUGGAGAUCGAUAUUAUUCAGGAAGACAUGGAUGUGGUGAUGGCACAAAAGUUUUGCUGAUCUGGAAAAGCAGCUUCAUCAUUGUGAAUUUCAAACCCUGGGAUAUCUUUGACCCAAAUAUAUUGAACCAAUUGUAUUAUGACAUUAUACAUAUUGUAAAUCAACUUUAAUAUCUUUGUAAAACAUUUAGGUAUACAUUUUUAUUUACAAAAUGUGAUAACAAAAUAAUAAACUAACCCUUCUUUAGUCCCAGGUUGUCAAUCCAUGGAUUGACACUCUCUCCUCUCCCAAGUAUGAAUCUGAAUGUACAUGUUUAUAGAUUAUUAUUAUUUGUGAAUGUGUUAUUGUGAUGUAAAUUGCUUGCAUGUGGAGAACAUCAACUUUUGAUAAGUAGGUUUUUUGUAUGAUGUAAAAAGAUAUGUCUGGAUAACCCUCAAAUAAUAUUCCUUUAUUUGUUUCUCUACAUAUUUCUACAUUGUCCAUGUAUUGUUUGUCUUCUACUCUGAGUGAAUAUCUCCCAUUUGGAUUUGGGACAUUAAUAAAAAACAGUGUGAGA